UUUCCUAUAAUAAUUAUAAUGCUUAGAUUACCCUUGCAGUUAUCAGAGUGGCUUGUUUUGGCAAGGCUUGUUUUCUUAGGAUAACCUCUCUCCCCCCGACUACAGUUGAUAUAAUAUUGCUUGCUCGCGUCGCGGAUUGAAAGGAGUGUGUCGAUUUGGGCGGAAUUACGCAUGCGUGCAGAAGAGUUGCUGAAAAACACCGAUCGGGCGCAGAAGCCGAAUUCGCCACUAAAGACCCAUUGCAAAACCACGCCUACUUCCGGCUUAUUUGCGGUUGCUACGCCGCCAUGUUGGAGGGCGCAGCACGGCCAUCGAAAUUCCUCACGACGUAGAUGCUCGUCUUUUCAGCGACGAUUAAGAGAUGGAGAGCUGGAGUCGGCAAGGCAACGUUGGACUACAUACUACCGUUCCGUUGCUACUUUCUUCUUGUAGUUUCACUUCGUAUGCGCAAGCUGCCUUUACUCAACCUAAUAUGACAACGCCAUAAUAACGUCUGUUACUUGCUGGAACAUUUUACAUACGUAGCUAUAUUAUCGCUAGAAAUGAUGAUGGUUAUGUAUAUAUACUUCCGUUACAGUACACUUAAUUAAGGCUCGCUCCGCUCACCCGAAGCAUUUCUGUUGUUAACCCUCCGCGCGCAUGCGCAGCGAUGGUUAGGGUACUACUUGUCUGUGAGUGUGUGUGUUUGUGUGACUACGCGCAACGGGACCACUGGUGCAAAUAGCCAAGCCCAUCGAUUUAGCUGUAUCGCGCAUGCGCAGUUAGCCGAGGGUUUGCACUCUUCACUUUUGCGCAUGGUCUAUUUGCGGAGAGGAGGGAGAAGACUAUGAUUGCAUGUGUUAUACAGGAACCAAGAAUGUUUUUCUUAACAUGCUAAUAGUGAUGUUUGUCAAGCAUUGUCUGGUAUUGAAGAAAAAGAAGUAUGUUUUAGUGUAUUCUUGACAAAAGGUGUAUAAUGUGUCUGAUUAAUGGGGUGAGUGUAGGUGAUGGAGCUGGAUGGUGAAAGUCUUUCUGUCGAGACCCUAAUGAAAAUAGGAGAAGGGGCAUGUAAAGUUAAGAUCUCGGAAGCAGCAAUUUCCAGGGUAAAGGCGUCAAGAGAGGUUGUGGAUGAUAUGGUUGCCUCAAAUAAAGUGGUGUAUGGAGUUACGACAGGUUUUGGAAAAUUUGAAGAUGUUGUCAUAUCUCAACAGCAGACAGGUGAACUGCAAGAGAACCUGAUACGCUCACAUGCAGCAGGUGUUGGACUUCCUCUUACUCCUCAGCAAACACGAAGAAUGUUAGCACUCCGACUUAAUGUGCUCCUAAAAGGAUGCAGUGGAGCACGACUGGAGACAGUGCGAAAGCUGGAAGCUGCACUGAAUGCCUCAUGUUUGUCUCUGGUUCCUGAGAAAGGGACUGUUGGUGCCAGUGGAGAUCUUGCCCCGCUCUCUCAUUUGGCGCUGGGUCUCAUGGGAGAGGGACUUAUGUGGAGUCCUUCUAGUGGCUGGGCCAAAGCUGCAGAUGUUCUGACUGCUCAUGGUCUCUCUCCUAUAUCCCUGGAAGCAAAAGAGGGUUUGGCUCUGAUCAAUGGGACUCAGUUGAUCACAGGAUUGGGUAUUGAGGCACUUGCCAGGGCUGAGCUCAUUACAAAAGAGGCUGAUGUUGUGGCUGCCCUCACUCUUGAAGUCCUCCAAGGAACAACUCGUGCUUUUGACUAUGAUGUUCAUGCCAAGAAGCCACACUGUGGACAACAGAUGGUUGCAGGCAGACUGCGUGCACUGCUUCACUCCAACAUCCAUCCAUCAGAAAUUACUGCCAAUCAUCAAAACAAGCACCGAGUGCAGGAUGCAUAUACUCUUCGAUGCAUGCCUCAAGUCCAUGGCAUUGUAACAGACACACUCACAUUUGUCCGAGGAAUCCUUACCACUGAGAUGAACUCUGCCCUCGACAAUCCGAUGGUGAUUGCCGAGAGACGUGAGUUGAUUUCUGCAGGAAAUUUUCAUGGAGAAUACCCAGCAAAGGUACUGGACUAUCUGGCCAUUGCAGUACAUGAGUUAGCCAACAUCAGCGAGAGAAGACAAGACAGAAUGAUGACCCCUUGUAAGAGACUCUCAUUUGUAAAGUACAGUCAGUGCUGUUAUGUCCUCUCAUAUAUAGCUCUAAGCAAAGCUGAGAAUGUAGCUGGUAAACAUGUGGAGAUUCCAGCCUUUGUGACACCUGGUGGUGGAUUAAACAAUGGUUUCAUGAUUGCCCACUGUACUUCAGCAGCACUAGUGUCUGAGAAUAAGGUGUUAACUCAUCCAUCCUCUGUUGACUCCAUUACUACUUCGGCUGGACAGGAAGACCAUGUGUCUAUGGGUGGCUUUGCUGCUAGGAAGGCAAUCAGUGUGGUUUCCAAUGUGGAACAGGUUUUGGCCAUAGAAUUGCUGGCUGCCUGUCAGGCAUUGGAGUUUCACAGGCCAAGGAAAACGACUGCCCCGCUGGAGGAGGUUUAUAAGCUUGUCCGCACUGUUGUAAGGCCAUGGGACAAGGAUCGGUACAUGACACCUGACAUUGAGGCAGCAACCCAACUCCUGAGGGGGGGCAAAGUCUGGGCAGCAGUGGAACCCUACAUCAACCACUACAGGGCUGCCUCAAAUGAGCCACCACCAAAGUAAAAAAGGAGAGAUAAACAUGACUACAAUAGCUAUAGUGUGUAGUUGACUAGCAUUAGUCAAUAGCUCGUUUAGGAUGUAGUGUAGUACAGUUGACUUGUACUGUGAGUUGUAAAAUACAGAUGAUAGUGUUAUUAGCGUUGGAAAGAGUUUU
Messenger RNA from Geodia barretti, 2787 nucleotides. Lineage: Eukaryota; Metazoa; Porifera; Demospongiae; Tetractinellida; Geodiidae. The record is from the annotation of a GenBank genome assembly.